CGCUCAACAGGCCAUCGCACCACAAUGUUUGUUUCUAUUUCAAUCAUUUUAGUCAGUCUCAUGUGCAUAGCAAACGCCCAGUCGUCAAAUAAAUUCGAAGCAACAUUGGGCUGCUUGCAGUACAACACCAACCAUGGCUACAAGCAUACACAUCCGUAUUAUCCCACGAGCCAGUUCCGACACGUGAACGUCACCUUCGAUGGUAUCAAAGUGUUUCGAAUGGGCGUUCUGGGUCACAACGAUGGUCACAUUCGCUUGUCGCCAACCAUGUUCCCGUACGAUAAUACCGAAAUGAAUGAAAUUGUUCUAUCCGGAUGGGGCAACACGAAAACAGUUGUUCGUCGCUACACUCGAACCUCACCCGAAGAACAAAUUAGUGAGAUUGUACUGAAGGAACAAUCGAGCAUCGGAAUGCUGUCGUACUUUCAGCCGUUUAUGUUCACCAUGGCAGUGCAUCCAGGCGGAUUGGUGCAGCUCACGAGGGAUGAAGAUUCGGCGCCAUUUCUGGAGUUUAGUGACCGGAAACUGUCUGAAAAAUAUAUAGGAUUUUGCAAUUGGGACGUCCCGCUGGUGUUUUUCUACGAUUGUCCACUGGAAGUGGAUCAGAGGACAUGUGACGGAAUUGUGUUUAGCAAGUAGUGGUUCGACAUUAGUGAUUUUUAAUACAUUGUGUA
Molecule: messenger RNA, 674 nt
Organism: Ochlerotatus camptorhynchus
Lineage: Eukaryota; Metazoa; Arthropoda; Insecta; Diptera; Culicidae
Exons: 3
Coding region: 25-639 (204 amino acids)
Source: RefSeq, a predicted model, not a curated record